Chlorocebus sabaeus (green monkey) is the source of this 356-nucleotide messenger RNA. Lineage: Eukaryota; Metazoa; Chordata; Mammalia; Primates; Cercopithecidae. The record is from RefSeq and is a predicted model, not a curated record.
AUGAAGACACUAGGAGUGGGAAUAUCUUUGCAAAAUACGGGCGCAGUGGCCAAACCAGAUUGUAUCAUCACUUGUGAUGGCAAAAACCUCACCAUAAAAACUGAGAGCACUUUGAAAACAACACAGUUUUCUUGUACCCUGGGAGAGAAGUUUGAAGAAACCAUAGCUGAUGGCAGAAAAACCCAGACUGUCUGCAACUUUGCAGAUGGUGCAUUGGUUCAGCAUCAGGAGUGGGAUGAGAAGGAAAACACAGUAACAAGAAAAUUGAAAGAUGCAAUCAGUGGUGGAUUGUGUCACGAACGGUGUCACCUGUACUCGGAUCUAUGAAAAAGCUGAAUAAAAAUUCCAUCAUCACU